AGCAAGCCUCGUCAUCCCAGCAGGCGCUCACACACGCACCUGCUUUCCCUUCCCUCCCGCACAAAUGGAAAUAAGGCGCCCGUAGCUGAGGAGCAGCUCUCUGUCGUCCGUUGCAGAAGGAGGGAGGAGGAUUGCGAAAAGGAAAGGCGCGGGAGGCGGAGCUUCUUCGGCCCCGGCGUCUGCCGCUGCUAGGUGCAGCAGGGCUUGUGUGUAUCUUGCUGUCGCCGGGGUGGGAUUGUUAUCCGCGGUUACCAGGGAGCCUGCCAGGGGCUUCCCGUCAGCUCCUGAGCCCUGAGAGACAGGCGGGAGGCGGCGGCGGAGGUCCUGCAGUCGUUUCCAGAGGGCAGCUUGGAGGAGGCGCAGCCGGAGGAGCAGCAAAAAGCAGCAGCGGCUACGACUUGAGAUCUCUUGAAAGAGAGCAGCUCUAAAUCACUGUCAUUUUAGAGAGCUGUACUUUUGUUGAUUGACAAACUGCAGUGAUUUACCAAAGCUUGGCACAUGAUGCUGCAACUAAAAAUGUUUUGCAAAAAGAAAUGAUUGAAAACCUACAACUUAAGGUGGAUUUUUGACAUACGGAAGGAUUUUUGCUGCACAGCAACAAUGGCCUCCUCAAGACCGGUGUCAAGAACACCCCGGGACAUUACUGGUGUCAUGCAGAGGCUCCAAGAUGAGCAAGAAUCAGUGCAAAAGAGGACUUUCACAAAAUGGAUCAACACACAUCUGGCCAAGCGCAAUCCUCCAAUGUUAGUCAAUGAUCUAUUUGAAGAUAUCAAAGAAGGGAUAGUACUGAUUGCCCUAUUGGAAGUUCUCUCAGGACAAAAACUGCCUUGUGAACAGGGACGAAAACUGAAGAGAAUUCAUGGAGUAGCCAACAUUGGCAUAGCCCUUAAGUUUCUGGAAGGACGGCGGUCCGUCUACAGAGGAUCACCGAUUAAGCUUGUCAACAUUAACUCAACUGAUAUUGCUGAUGGUAGACCUUCUAUUGUGCUGGGAUUGAUAUGGACUAUAAUUCUAUAUUUUCAGAUUGAAGAACUUACAAGCAAUCUCCCACAGCUGCAAUCUCUCUCUAAUAGUAGCUCAUCUGUGGACAGUGUUGUCAGUUCUGAGACUGCCAGUCCACCAUCCAAGCGGAAGGUGGUGACCAAAGUCCAAGGGAAUGCAAAAAAGGCUUUGCUAAAAUGGGUGCAAUACACAGCAGCAAGGCAAGUCGGAAUUGAAGUCAAGGAUUUUGGACGAAGCUGGAGGAGUGGUGUUGCCUUUCAUUCAGUUAUUCAUGCUAUCCGUCCAGAACUAGUAGACUUGGAGAAAGUGAAAACAAGAACUAACAAGGAAAAUCUGGAAGAGGCCUUUACAAUUGCAGAGUCAGAACUGGGAAUCCCAAGGCUCCUUGAUCCUGAAGAUGUGGAUGUGGAUAAGCCAGAUGAAAAAUCAGUUAUGACCUAUGUAGCGCAGUUCCUGAAACACUACCCAGAUCUUCAUAAUGCAGCCACUGACUCACAGGAGACUGAUAAGCCACUUCAAGCAAUUUCAUCUUUUGCUAUUUCUAAAUCUAAAUACAAGAAAGAGGACAGACUAAUGUUAAGAGACCUGAAAGUUUGGGUGGAACAAUUUGAAAGAGAUUUGACAAGAGCACAAAUGAUGGAAGCAAGCUUACAAGAGAAAUACCAGUCAUUUAAACAUUUCAGAGUACAAUAUGAAGUAAAAAAGAAACAGAUUGAAACUGCAGUCCAGUCUCUAAGGAAGGAUGGCAAACUGUCACUCGAUCAAGCUUUAGUGAAGCAGGCAUGGGACAGAGUUACUUCCCGACUCUUUGAAUGGCACCUGCAUCUUGACAAAUCUCUUCCUGUGCCUCUGGGCACUAUUGGUGCCUGGCUAUAUAGAGCAGAGACUGCUCUUAAAGAAGAAAUCAUCAUACAGCAAGCUCAUGAGGAAACAGCAAACUUGAUACAUAGGAAGCUUGAACAACAUAAGGAUGUGCUUAAAAAUGUAGAUGGCUACAAAAAGACAUUCCAGGAGAUCCACAGAGCUCGAUCUGUCAAUGGAGUCCCUGUUCCACCAGAGCAACUAGAUGAUAUGGCAGAGAGGUUUCAUUUUGUUAUCUCUACAUCUGAGUUCCAUCUACUGAAAAUGGAGUUCUUGGAACUGAAGUACCGUCUGCUAUCGCUCUUGGUCCUUGCAGAAUCCAAAUUAAAAUCAUGGAUUAUCAAAUAUGGAAGAAGAGAGUCUGUUGAGCUACUACUUCAAAACUAUAUGACUGUCAUUGAAAACAACAAAUUUUUUGAACAGUAUGAAGUUACAUACCAAAUUUUGAAAAAGGCAGCUGAGAUGUAUGCCAAAGCUAAUGGUUCACCGGAAGAAAUAGAGAGUGUGAUGAGAUUUAUGAAUGAGACAACUACUCAGUGGAGGCACUUGUCAGUAGAGGUGAGAAGUGUAAAGAGCAUGUUAGAAGAAGUUAUCACUAACUGGGACCGAUACAGCAGCACAGUGGCCAGUCUGCAGGCUUGGCUGGAAGAUGCUGAAAAAAUGCUAAAUCAGCCUGAACAUGCCAAAAAGGAUUUCUUCCGACAUUUACCACACUGGAUACAGCAGCAUGUUGCUAUGAAUGAUGCUGGCAAUUUUCUAAUUGAAACCUGUGAUGAAACUAUUUCCAGAGAUUUAAAACAACAGCUGCUGUUGUUGAAUGGACGAUGGAGAGAGUUAUUUAUGCAAGUUAAGCAAUAUGCUCGAGCAGAUGAAUUAGACAGAAUGAGGAAGGAAUAUCUGGACGGUGUUGCUGUCUUGUCUGCUUUCACUGAAGAAGCAAAGAGGAAACUUUGUGUACCUUUAGAAGUGUCCUUUCUAAAUGUGAAGAUGUUUGUGCAAGAAAUGGAGGAUAUUAAACAAAAAGUGCCUGUGAUGGAAGCUCAAUACAAGACAGUUACAAGGACAGCACAGCUUGUUACCAGGGAAAUUCCACAAGAAGAAGUCAACGAAAUGCUUGCAGCCAUGUCUAGAAUUAAAGGACAUCUCAGCAAGGUUAAUGAGUCUUGCCCAGUUGUGCUCUAUGAAUCUCAGCAGCUUCUACCUUUCCUGGAAGAAUUAGAGAAACAAAUUACAAAUUUUUAUGAAUCUCUAGAAAAGAUCAAUGAAAUUAUUUCUGUCUUAGACCCUGAAGUACAGCCUGCAGAUGUUUUUAAGCAACAACAUCAGGAUCUGGUAGCUUAUCAGGAGCAUUGCAAGAAAGCAUUGACACAAAUUGAGAGAAAUAGUCAGACCAUUAUGAAGUUUGUGGUUACAAGUAAGGUGUUACAAUACUUGAAUUUGUCAGUACUUCAAAAGAAAGUCACAGAAAUUCAAGCUGCUUUUCAGAAUAUGACCAUGAAGACAGGUGAUUGGAAGAAAAAUGUAGAAGCAAAUAAUCGUUUGAUGAAGAAAUUUGAAGAAUCUAGAGCAGAGUUAGAAGAUGUUCUGCAGAUUGCUCAUUGCUGUCUAAAGGAAAAAGGAGAUCCUGAAGAACUUCUCAGGAAACAUACUGAGUUUUUCAGCCAGUUGGACCAGAGAGUGUUAAAUGCUUUCCUGAAAGCUUGUGAUGAACUUACUGACAUCCUUCCUGAGCAAGAACAACAUGGUCUACAGGAAGCUGUUAGGAAACUACACAAGCAAUGGAAGGAUCUCCAGUCGGAAGCACCAUACCACUUGCUUCACCUAAAGAUAGAAGUGGAAAAGAAAAAAUUCCUAGCAACAGUACAAGAAUGUUAUGCUGAACUAGCUCGACAGCAAGAGCUGAUUUCCAAGGAAAGCAGUGAGAAGAUAAUUAGAGAGCACAAGUUGUUCUUUGGUGAUAAAGGGCCCAUACAGCUGUGCGAGAAAAGACUACAUCUGAUUGAAGGGUUGUGCAUGAAACUACCAGAACGGGACCCACGUAAAGCAACCGCUGAAUGUAGCCAAAAAACUCUCAGUGAACUUAAAUCCCAGGUUUCUAGUAUGUACACAAAGCUAACAGACUACCCAGAUAAAUGGAAAGACUACAAGAAGAGAUUUUCUGAAUUACAAAACUGGAUUUCAUCAAGGGAUAUCCACCUUAAGAAGAUUAAGCAAGCUGCUUCUGAUACUGCUAAAUGUAAACACUUCAGAACAUCAGCCGAGGAAAUCAGGCAAGAAGCUUGCAAGCAUGAGGAAACUAUCACCUGGUUGAAAUCUAGGCUUACUGCUCUGUCUGAGGUUUCUUCUGAGGAUGACGCCAAAAAGCAAGGGGACGAGCUUUCUAAACUGUCUAGUGAUUUUAAGAGACUCUUAGCUUUAUUGGCAGAGAUCGAGAAGACUUUGAGUGCUGUCAGUGAUUGUGUGCAGUACACAGAAGAAGUGAAAGGCAACUUGGAAGAACUAAUCACAAGCUCAAAAGAAGCACAGGCAGAAGUUGAAAAAAUCUUAGAUAUGGAAAGUUUGAUACAGGCUCAGCAACUCCUGCGACAUCAUCAGCAAAGGUCAAAGAAGCUCCAUGUAAAGAGGCAAGAUGUGCAACAGCAGAUUGCCCGAGGCAAACAGCUACAGAUUGAAGGUGGUUUUUCUCCCACUGUGCAAGAAGACCUGUGGAACCUGGACAGUACAUUAGAAAACAUGCAGCAAUCUAUGGAUAAACGUGGAGAUCAAUUACAGGUCACAGUGAACACAUGGGAACAAUUUGAAAAAGACAAAGAAACAGUCAUAAAAUAUCUUAGUCAAGCAAGCUCUGCCCUGGAACGCAUCUUAAGUUUUAGCAGUUUAGAGAGCUUGUCAUCGGAACUAGAAAAAACAAAAGAACUUUCUAAACAGACAGUAGCCAUGGCUAUAGAAGCUGAGAAUCUUGUCAAGGAGUCUUUUUCAAUACAGCUUGGUGCGAAGAGCAAACAAUCCCUUCAACAGCAAGCAAAGUCAAUCCAGGAACAAGUUAAAAAAGUGGAAGCUACCCUUGAAGAAGAUAUUAAAACCAUGGAAAUGGUGAAAAACAAGUGGGAUCAUUUUGGCAAAAAUUUUGAAGCUUUGUCCAUCUGGAUCACUGAAAAGGAAAAAGAGCUGGAUGCUUUGGAAACAACAUCAUCUUCCUUGGAAAUGCAAAUCAACCAAGUUAAGGUUAUUAUUAAAGAAAUAGAUGGCAAGAAAAAUGAAACCCAAAAUCUAGAAGAGGAUGCUCAGUUGUUCUCUCAAUACCUUACCUCUGGAGAAGCGGCACAUAUUAAAGCCAAGCUGACCCAGAUCAGAAGGUACUGGGAAGAACUCAGAGAUCGUGCACAGCAUCUGCAAGGAACAAUCACAGGAAAAGCUUCAGUGCAACAAAAAUACGAGGAAAACUUGACAAUGGUCCAACAGGACCUCUGCAAAUAUGAAGCCAAACUGGCAGAGCUGGAUACUUCAUGUUCUUCAUCAGCAGAAACUUACAAGGCCCUUCAAGAUCAUAUGGAAUUAUCUCAGGUUUUAGAAAAAAUGAACCAAACACUAGCCAAUCUGUCAUCUGCUGCUCACAAGGUCAUAAACAAAGAGAAAGCAGUUCAGGAUGUAUUAAAGCUUCAGCAAAAAUAUGACAAUGCCACACAUCGCACUAAAGAGAGACAAGCCUCAUUAGAGUCUCACCUAGCACAAUGGCAGAGACAGGAGAAGGAGCUAUCUACUUUCCUGACCUGGUUGGAGAGGUGUGAAGCAGCAGCCAGACCUUCAGAGCAUGUGUCUGCCGAUAGAGUCAGAGUAGAAAGUGAACUGCAGCUAGUUCAAACUAACAUAUGCUGUUUUGGUUCCCAGGAUUUGCAAGCUGAUGUUGCAUCCCAUGCAUCUCUGUAUGCCAGCAUAUUGCAGUUAAAUGAGUCACUAUUGAAAACAAGUUCUAAUGAAAGUGUGAAAGCAAUGAAAGAAGACAUGGAAGAGUUAGACCAAAGAUGGAAAGCUCUACCUCAGACAGUUAGCAAAAGGAUUAAUUUCCUCCAGUCCUUGGUUGCUGAACAUAGGAAAUUUGAUCAGCUACUCCUCAGUUUUUCUGACUGGAUUAAGCAAUGUCUUGGUAAACUCAAUGCUACAUCUGAGAUAAGUACAACUGAUCAGCAGAAAGCUAACGAUCACAACAAGGACCAGAAAAUGGAAGUGGAAGCGAAGUACAAAGAACUCCAGAAUCUGAAAAUUUGUGUUGAAAAGCUGUGUUCUUUCAGUCGGCCAGAGGAUCACAAUAUGUUCCAGAACAAGGCUGAAGACUGUCUCCAGCUCUAUCAGGAAGCCAGCCAAGUAAUUAGCCGCCGGCAAGAAGUUCUGCCCCAUCUCACAGCCUUCCUAGAACUUCAUGCUGCUGCAUCACAUGUCCUCCACCACUUAAGAGAGAUGGUAGAAACAACUGGAAAUAUAGACAAGUCUAAAUCUGAAGUGCUGGAGAAGGAACUGAGUGAGGUUAUUCAAGAUGUCAGCAAACUAGAAUCUACAGCAGCCAGUUUAGAUGCAUCCCUUACUAAAGCUCAGUAUCAUCUAAAACAUGGAAGCUCUGACCAAAGGACCUCCUGCAGAAAUAUUGCUGACAGUCUGUGCACAGAACUGGAAUCCACCCAAUCUUUGUUGGGAACUAAGCAGAGUGAAGCAGAAGCCCUUGGAGCUCUGUACAAGUCUGUCAUGGAGCGCAAAGAACAGCUUCUAAAAAGCAUUGAGGACCUUGAAGAAAGGGCUGACAAGGAAGGGCUGAAAGAACCAAGCCUUCAGGAAAUUCAACAAAGAUUAAGAAUUUUUAAUCAGUUGGAUGAUGAACUGAAUUCUCAUCAGCAUGAACUGAAAUGGCUGAUGAGCAAAACAAAGCAAAUAGCUCAAAAAGAUAUAAACCUCGCUCCAGAAGUUGACAAAGAGAUUAAUUGUUUGGAAGUCACCUGGGAAGAUACUAAGAAACUAAUACAGGAAAAACAGGAGCAGUGUUGUGUCCUUGUUGAUCUGAUGAGAGAAUAUCAGAUCCUGAGAUCCACAGUAACUAAAACCAUAGAGGUUGCUGGUGCUGCAACAAUGACCAAGGCCAUGUUAAAAGAUCAGGAAGAUGUCAGAUGGGCUUUAUCAAAGCAUGAAACAGCCAGGAACGAGCUGAAUGAUGGACAGAAAGAGCUUGAUGCCUUCACUAAUAAAGGAAAACACUUGCUGGUAGAGAUGAAAAAGAUUAAAAACUGUGAUCCCAUACUAGUGAAAACUGAUAUGGACGGUACUGUGGACAAAUGGCUAGAUGUUUCAGAGAAGCUUGAAGACAGCAUAGAUAGGCUGAGUGUCAGUGUGUCACUGUGGGAAGAUGUGCUAGGAAUCGGUGAUGAUAUUGAUGGGUGGUGCAAUAACUCCAUCUCACAGCUGAAUGAUAUCAUAAACAACCUGACCCUCAGCCAGGGAACUGAGGCCUUCCUGGAAGAAUUUCAGUCUCAAGUUAAGCAGAAAGAACAAAAUCUGGAGCAGAUCAGUUCAAAAGUAUCUGAGCUUAAAGAAUUGUUAAAUGCAGAAGAACUUCCCACAGAUAUUCAGUUUUUAGAAGCUGAUUUAAGGAAAAAACUGGUUCAUGCCAAAGACAUGUGUGAAAUAGGAAAAGAAACACUUAAAGAUUUCAAUGCUCAAAAGAAGCAAUUGCAGGACUUCAUUGAUCAGAUGGAAGACUGGCUUACCAAAAAGGAAGAAUCACUUUUAGACUGUACUCAUAGCCAGGAUCCCUCUGGUUUAAGUACAGUAAAGAAAAUUCAGAAGGAGCUUCAGCAACAGCAGAACAACUUUGAUUCUACACAGGAAACCCUCAACAGCCUCUGUCGCAAAUAUCCAUCCAUGGGGUUGGAGACUCUUGGGGGCACUGUCACCUCACUGAUAAAGAAGUAUGAAGCUGUCAACCAGAUAAGUUUGAAAAUACAGGCUUCCAUGCAGGAGUCCCUGGAAAAACACUUCUUCUUGUCUAUGUGUGAAUUCCAAAAUUGGUAUUCUAAUCUGAAGACUGCUGUAAAAGAUUUGAGUGUUACAUCUGGGGACAAUAAAGCCAUAGAAGCAAAACUCCAUGAAUUGCAGAAGGUGUUGGACUCUGUUGGCGAUGGGUGGAAAAAACUCAAGGCAGCCUCUGAGGAAGGAGAACAUUUGUGUUCUUAUCUACCCAAAUCAUCUGUGGGUUCUGUCCAGGAACAGAUAGCCAAAGCUCAUCAGGACUUUGAGGGAUUCCUGAAACAAUGCUUGAAAGAUAAACAAGCUCUGGAAGAAUGUGUUGCAGAGCUGGGCAGCUUUGAGGAUCUGUGCAAGAACCGAAGUCUGUGGCUCCAUGAAAUGGAGGAAAGGAUAAGCACAGAAGCCUUGGGUGAGCGUAAGCAGCACAUUCCGGAUAAGAAAAAUGAGGUACAGAAAGUGGAAGCAUUUCUGGAAGAACUUCUGGUUGAGAGAGAAUCUUUUGAUAUGCUUUCUCAGAAGGCACAGAUUUUAAAUGAGAAGGGAUAUAAUGCUGGAAGGGAGGUUCGUCUGGCUUCUCAGCAUUUUACUACCUAUCAAAACCUAGUCAGGACAGUCAAAGAAAAGCUGAGGGCAUCUCAAAUGGCCCUUCAGGAACACGAAGCUUUGGAAGAAGCUCUGCAGAAUAUGUGGACCUGGGUGAAAGAUGUGCAGGAAAAACUGGCCUCUGCAGAGGGCACGAUUGGGAGCAAAGUUAUCUUAGAGAAACGUCUCCUGCUAAUUCAGGAAAUCCUUUUGAUGAAAGGUGAGGGAGAGGUAAAGUUAAAUAUGGCCAUUGGUAAAGGUGAACAAGCCCUUAAAAGCAGUAAUGCAGAAGGGCAGAAGGUAAUACAGAACCAACUGCAGACGUUAAAAGGUCUAUGGAACAACAUUAUCAGUACCUCAAUGAGUUAUCAGAGCUUGCUGGAGUCUGUGAUUAAUCAAUGGAAUGACUAUCUUGAAAGGAAAAAUCAGCUAGAUCAGUGGUUGGAAUCUGUAGACCACAAGGUGGAACAGCCUUUAGAGCCUCAGAAUGGCUUGAAAGAGAAAUUUUCCCAGCUGGACUAUUUCCAGGCUCUUGUUGCAGAAGUGGAAGAUCAUACCAAUGACCUGCAACAGCUCAUAGGGAAAGCCAAAGGACUGCAUGAGAAAACAGACGAUGAUUCUUUCAGAGAAGUUAUUCAAGAAGAGCUGAAAACACAGUUCAGUGAUAUUACAACUGUGAUCAAGGAAAAAAUGAGAAAAGUAGAAGAUAUUGUCAAGGAUCAUUUACUGUAUCUUGAUGCAGUACAUGAAUUUACUGACUGGCUUCAUUCAGCAAAGGAAGAGCUUCAUCGGUGGUCAGAUGCAUCAGGGGAUUCAGCAGCCAUACAGAAAAAACUGGCCAAAAUUAAUGAGCUGAUAGAUUCCAGACAGACUGGUGAGAGCCGCCUAAACAGAGUUGAGACGCUGGCUCCUGCAGUGAAAAAGAACACAACUGUUCAGGGGUGCAAACACAUAGACACUGAAAUGCAGGCCCUUCAGUCCGACUGGAAGCAGUGGGAAGAGAGUGUUUUCCAAACUCGAAAUGGUUUGGAGGAGAUGGCUAGCCAAAUGGCCUUGUCAGAGCAGGAGUUUACCACACAGGCUGCUCAGCUGGAAGAGGCCCUGCAGCACUUCAGGACUUUGCUUGCAACCUUGUCUAAAAGACUGACCCCUCUGGAUAGUAAGCUGACAGACAAAGAGAUUGUGGAAUGCUGGCACCAAGAAAAGGAAACACUGGAUGUUUUAAUAAAGGCAGAGCAUAUGAGUGAUGAUAUCAAGACUCACUUAAAUGACCUUUGUCGGUUCUCCAAAGACUUGAGUACUUAUUCUGCAAAUGUAUCACAAUUAAUUACAGAAUACAAUAGCCUGUGUCUACAAGCGUCCAAGGGUUGCCAGAGUAAAGAGCAGGCCUUACAGCAGAGAUUCAGAACAGUCUUCAGAGACUUCCAGCAAUGGCUGGUGAAUUCAAAAAUCACUACUGCCAAAUGUUUUGAUGUGCCUCAAAAUGUCAAUGAAGCUGUGGCCAACAUACAGAAAAUACAGGAAUUCUUAUCUGAAACGGAAAAUGGCCAACAUAAAUUAAACAUGGUGGUGUCCAAAGGAGAGCUGUUAAGUUCUAUUUUGCUUAAAGAAAAGGCUAAGUCUAUCCAAGCUAAGGUUGCUACAGCUAAAGAAGACUGGAAAAAAUUUAUCUCCACACUGCACCAGAAAGAAACAGCUUUGGAGAACUUACAGAUCCAGAUGAAAGACUUUGAAGCUAGUGCUGAACCUCUUCAGAACUGGUUAAAUGAAACCAAAAACAUGGUGCAAGAAAGCAGUAAUCGCCUUCAUGAUUUCACAGCCAAAAAGAGAGAACAGCAGAAACUACAGUCUGUCCUUGAGGAAAUAAAAUGUCAUGAGCCUCAGCUCAACAGACUAAAAGAAAAAGCUCAGCAGCUUUGGGAAGAACAGGCUGCCAGCAAAAGCUUCAUGCACAGAGUUUCUCAGCUAUCUUCUCAAUAUCUUGCUCUGAGCAAUGUAACAAAGGAAAAGAUCUCCAGAAUGGACAGAAUUGUAGGAGAGCACCAACAGUUUUCUCAUGGUUUGAAAGAGCUCCAGGACUGGAUGGCAGAUGCAAUUCAGAUGCUAGAAUCUUACUGCCAUCCCACAUCAGACAAAAGUGUCCUUGACAGUAGAAUGGCAAAGCUGGAGGGACUGCUGUCAGUAAAACAGGAUAAAGAAAUCCAAAUGAAAAUGGUGCUGACACGAGGAGAGUCUGUUUUGCAAAAGACAUCUCUUGAAGGAGUGCCUGCUAUUGAACAACAAUUAAGAACACUUAAGGAAACCUGGGCUUCCCUCUUGUCUGCUUGUAUUCAUUGUAAAAGCCAUUUGGAAGGAGCCCUUUCAAAAUGGACAAGUUACCAGGAUGAUGUUCAGCAGUUUACUAUCUGGAUGGACAAAGUCGAAGCACUCAUGAAUGCUUCUGAAAGGCAGCGUGUAGAACUCAGAGAGAAAAAUUAUUCACUCAGCAAAGCUAAGUUACUUAAGGAAGAAGUGUUUAGUCACAGUACACUGCUGGAGACAGUUGAAGUUAAAGCCCUGAGCAUGACUGAACAUUAUGUAACGCAGCUUGAACUUCAGGAUCUUCGAGAGAGAUACCAAUUUCUUAAAGACAGGAUAAUGGAGGUAAUAACUAAAGCUGAGGAGCUGGUUCGCUUGCAUCAUGAAUACCAAAGAAAUCUGAAAGCUUUUGAAAUAUGGCUAGAAAAAGAACAGGAAGCACUUAACUGUUUAUCACAUCUUGAAGGUGAUCCAGAGAGACAUGAAGCAACACUCCGGGAACUCCAGGAAUUACAAGUGCGUUGUGCUGAGGGACAGGCAUUACUUAACACAAUACUCCAAGUCAGGGAAGAAGUGAUACCAUGGGGUAUACCCCAAUUGGAAGACAGAAUACUAGAGUCUGUACGUCAAGACUGGACUGUCUAUCAACGCAAACUUUCUGAGGUCAGGACACAGUUAAACACAACACUAAGCAGACUGAGGCUGAUGGAAAACAAAUUCAUGAAAAUGGAUGAUUGGCUCAAAACUCUGGAGGAGAAAGUUAAUAUCAGGACUAGCCGACAGUCUGACAGAGCCACAAAAGAGAUGCAACUGCAACAAAUGAAGAAAUGGCAUGAAGAAAUCACAAUCUAUAAAGAUGAAGUUGAAGAAGUUGGAUUGUUGGCCCAGCAAAUCCUAGAGGAGACUCAUACAUCUAGUAGGAUGGGUAGACAAGCUACCCACCUUGCCUCUCGGUUCCAAGCUCUCAUCCUUCAUGUACUGGAGCAAAUUAAAUUCCUUGAAGAAGAAGUUCGAAGUAUGGAGGAAUCUGAACUGGCUCUCGGUGUUUACAAAGAUUGGUUUGGAGCUACUCUCAGGAAAUUCAGAAAUGUGGCGACCAAGUCUGAUGUAGUAGAUAAAGCAGCAAUGGAGAAAAAAAUGCAAAAAAUUGAGGGUCUCAUGAGUGACAUGGAUGCUGGUCAUAAUCUGCUGAAAUCUGCCCGUGAGAAAGGGGAGAGAGCUAUUAAGUAUAUGGUGGGAAAUGAAUCUGAACUUCUGAAGAAAGAGAUCAGUGAUUGUGUGGAGCAACUUGAUGAGAUAAUCAGCUCUAUCAGAAAAGAGCACACAACCUUAGAGAAAUGUCUCCACUUAGCAAAGGAAUUCUUAGAUAAGUACAAAGUACAGACUCAAUGGCUGUCAGAGUACCAGAUCAUACUUCACACUCCAGUGGAUGCCAAAAUGGAAUUAUAUGAGAAAAAGGCACAAUUAUCCAAAUACAAGUCAAUCCAGCAGACUGUGCUAUCUCAUGAACCAUCAAUAAAAUCAGUAGUAGAAAAGGGAGAAUGUCUCCUUGAGUUGGUACAUGAUGUGAAUUUAGCUGAGAAUAUUCAGAAACUGCAAAGUGAAUACCAGGAGCUCUGCAACACAGCAAUGAUGCAAGUUGCAAGCUUGGAAGUGAAAGUAAAACAGCAUGAAGAGUACAACAGUGAUUUACAAGAGGUAGAAAAGUGGUUGUUACAGAUGUCUAGCAGGCUGGUUACCCCUGCUCUUAUGGAGAACAGUAAUCUAGAAGUUACAACACAACAAUUAGCCAACCACAAGGCAAUGAUGGAAGAGAUUGCUGGAUUUGAAGAUCGCCUGAACAGCCUAAAGAACAAAGGCAGUUACUUGAUCAAUGAGUGUGCAGAGCAUCUCCAAGCAAAAUUUAAACAAAAUACAGAAACCCAACUGCAGGGAACAAGGGAUAGCUAUUCAGCUAUAUGUAGCACAGCUCAGAGAGUGUAUCAGAGUUUGGAGCAUGAACUCCAGAAGCAUGUUAACCAUCAAGAUACUCUGCAGCAAUGUGAAGUUUGGCUCUCUGCAGUUCAGCCAAUGUUAAAGCCAGGUCCCCGGCCACCGUUCAGCUUGGCAGAUGCCAUUAAGCAGGUUAAACAUUUCAGAGCCCUACAGGAGCAAGCAAGUACCUAUUUGGAUCUUUUAUGCUCUAUGUGUGAUUUAUCAGAUGGCACAGUGAAGAAUACAGCGACGGACAUCCAACUAACAAAGCAAACGAUUGAAGAUCAGAUAAUGAACUCACAGUAUCUUGCUCAGGGCUGGGAAGAGAUAAAACAAAUGAAGGCAGAGCUUUGGAUAUAUUUCCAAGAUGCAGAUCAGCAACUAGAGAAUAUGAAGAGACGAGGGGCAGAGCUGGAACUAAACAUUGCUCAGAAUAUGGUUUUACAGGUGAAGGAGUUCAGUCAGAAGCUGCAGUCCAAGCAGGCAGCAUUGACUGCUGUGACUGAAAAGGUGAGCAAACUAACCCAAGGGCAGGAGUCACCUGAGCAUAAAGAAGUAGGACACUUGAGUAACCAUUGGCUGGACCUUUGCCUUCAAACAAGCAAUGUGCUCCUACACAGGGAGGAGGAUCUUCAGAGGACAAGGGAUUACCAUGAUCGUUUAAAUGUAGUAGAAGUCUUUUUGGAAAAAUUUACACAGGAAUGGGACAACUUGGCAAGAUCAGAUGCUGAAAGUACAACUACACAUCUUGAGGCUUUGAAAAAGCUAGCUUUGGCUCUGCAGGAGAGACGAUUUGCUCUUGAAGAUUUAAAAGAUCAAAAACAGAAAGUGGUAGAACAUCUGAAUCACGAUGACAGGGAACUAGUUAAAGAGCAGUCAGGACACUUUGAGCAGCGCUGGCUCCAGCUAGAGGACCUUAUUAAGAGAAAAAUCCAGCUGUCUGUCUCUACGUUGGAAGAGCUCAGUGUGGUGCAGGCCAAACUUCAGGAACUUACAGAGUGGGCAGAAGAACAGCAACCUAGCAUCUCUGAAGCUCUUAAACACAGUCCACCUCCUGAGUUGGCUCAAAACUUCCUCAUGGAUCAUCUCACCAUUUGCAGUGAGGUGGAAGCCAAGCAGCUUGUUCUGAAAGUGCUUAUAAAGGAUGCCGAUAGGGUGAUGACUAAUUUAGGACUUAAUGAAAGGCAGAUGCUUCAGAAGUGCCUCUCAGAUACCCAGAAUCAUGUGGAUUGCCUUAGUGAUCUGGUUGGGCAGAGGAGGCGGCACCUAAAUAAGGCAUUAUCUGAAAAAACUCAGUUCCUCUUAGCAGCCUCUCAGGCAAUAAAUCACAUCCAGCAACAUGAGAAAAAGGUAAAGUCCCAUGAACACAUCUGUUUGCUACCAGAAGAUGUGAGCAAACAGAUCAGGACUUGUAAGAGCACACAAACCAGCCUCAAGGCUUAUCAGAGUGAAAUCUCCAGACUGUGGCUUCAAGGGAGAGAUCUGAUGAAGGACACAACAGAACAAGAGAAGAGUGAGGUGCUGGAUAAACUGCAAGAGCUGCAGAACACAUACGAUACACUUUUGCAGAAAUGUAAUCAAUGGCUAGUAGAACUGGAGAAACAUAUGGUUUCUAGGAAAUAUUUCAAGGAAGAUUUGGAUAAAGCUUGUCACUGGCUAAAGCAAUCUGAUAUUGUCUCAUUCCCAGAGAUCAAUUUAAUGAAUAGUGAUUCUGAGCUUUACUCACAAUUAGCAAAGUAUCAACAGAUUCUUGAGCAGUUCCCUGAAUAUGAAAACCUUCUGUUGACAUUGCAACGAGAUGGCCAGGAGAUCUUACCAUCACUUAAUGAAAUGGAUCAUUCCUAUCUUGAUGAAAAACUUAAUGCCUUGCCUCAACAAUUUAAUACCAUCAUUGCUCUGGCCAAAGCCAAAUUCUGUAAAGCCCAAGAAGCAAUUUUGGCCCGUAAAGAAUAUUCAUCAUUAAUUGAAUUGACAACAAAGGCUCUAACUGAAUUGGAAGAUCAGCUUGUGGUCAUGCAUAAGACCCUUUCUGUUCUUUCAGCCAAAGAGGUUGUGUCACUCCAACAGGAUUACAAAAGUGUCCUAAGUGAAGUCAUGAACCUUGGUGCUGCAGUCGAUGAAUUAAACCAGAAGAAGGAAGCUUUUCGGAGCACUGGACAACCAUGGCAACCUGAAGAAAUGUUGCUGCUCAUCACUAUGUAUCACAAACUAAAAAGGCAGAUAGAACAGAAAGUGAAUCAGUUGGAAGAUAUGAUAGAGGCCUAUCAGGAGCAUGAGGAAAUGUGUAAGCAGUUUGAGAUACAUCUGAAUUCUGUAAAGGAAGAGCAAGGAAAAGUGAAUGAAGAAACACUGCCAGCAGAGGAAAAACUGAAAAUGUAUCAUUCCUUGGCUGGCAAUCUGCAAGAUGCAGGGAUCCUUUUGAAACGCAUUGCCGAACAUCUUGAGAUGCUAUCUCCCCAGCUUGAUCCACCUGCACAUGAUAGGGCAAAUCAUCAAGUACAAGCUUGGCAGGAGAUGCUGAAGACGUUGCACACUGCUGUUGGUGACAGCGUGACAGAAUGUGAAAACCGACUAGUGCAAAGCAUAGAUUUUCGAACUGAAAUCUGCCGCUCACUUGACUGGCUGAGACACAUUAAGGGAGAACUGAGUGACCCAUUGAGUUCUGAUUUAAAAUUGAAUAGUCUUCAAGAAGAAAUCCGUAUAGUGCAGAUCCAGCAGGAAGAAGUGCAGUCCAGUCUGAGGAUAAUGAGAGCGCUGAGCAGUAAAGAAAAGGAGAAGUACACGAAGGCCAAGGAGCUCAUACCUGCUGACUUAGAAAACAGCCUUACUGAGCUAUCAGUGCUUGGUGGUGAAGUCCAAGAAGCCAUACAUAACAGACAGGAUAAAUUAACUAAACUAUAUAGUCUGUGCCAAAGAUACUACCAGGUUGCUCAGACAGCUGGUGACUGGCUUGAAGAUGCCCAGGAAUUGCUACAGUUAGCACGAAAUGGCCUUGAUAUGGAGAAUUCAGAGGAAAACCUGAGGAACCAUAUAGAUUUUUUUAGCACUGAAAAACAAUUUCGAGAUAAUCUGGAAGAACUUCGGAUGCUCAUCUCUGACAUUGAGCCAUUUAUUCAAGCCACAGUAAAAGAGUUGUUACAGAAUGUAGCGACUUUAGAAGAAAAGGGUAUGGGAUCGGAACAAGAAGCACAAUCUCAAAAAGAGUUACUACAAAGGUGUGCUUCCCAGUGGCAAGAGUAUCAGACUGCAAGGCAACAAGUCAUUGACAUGAUGAAUGAGUCGGAGAAGAAAUUAUCUGAAUUUUCUGUAGCUAAAGCUUCUUCUCGUCUUGAAGCAGAAGAAAAAUUAGUAUUGCAUAAGUCAUUGGUGUCUGUAGUGAACUCUUUCCAUGAAAAGAUCACUUCACUGGAGGAGAAGGCAUGCCAGUUGGAGAAAAUAGGUAAUGAGGCCAGCAAGGCUACCAUAAGUAGGUCCAUGACAACUGUCUGGCAGCGGUGGACAAGGCUCCGGAGUGUUUCCCAAGAGCAAGAGAAAAUUUUGGAAGAAUCAGUGCAGAAGUGGAAUGUAUUUAGUAAUAAGAUGCAAAAAGCAACUGAUACUCUAGAUCAGUUGCAGGGUCGCUUACCCAACAGCUCAGUGGAGAAAGCCUCAAAAAAUGAACUUCUGGAUCUUCUGGAUUAUCAUAGUAAUUUCAUUCUGGAACUGGAACAGCAGCUGUCAUCUCUGGGCCUGCUCAAGCAACAUGCUUUUAGCAUGCUCCGGGACACUGAAAUGGCAUCUGCCUCUCAGGAACAAAUGCCCGUCAUGCAAGAAAUCAAAGCAAUGCAAGACAGAUGCCAUAACAUGCAGCAAAAAGUGAAAAGUAGUGAGAAAGUGGUUAAACAAGAACUGAAGGAGCGUGAACAAGUUGAAAGAGAGAUUAACAAAGUGAAGUCUUGGAUUCAAGAAGCCAGAGAGUAUUUAUUAAAUCCCACAAUAGAAGUAGAUGCUCAGCUGGAGGACCUACAGGCCCUCCUCAGUGAAGCAACUAUUCAUCGUCAAGCUGUUGAGAAAAUGGCUGAACAGCAGCAAAAUAAAUAUUUGGGACUUUAUACCAUCUUACCUUCUGAGCUUUCUCUUCAGUUAGCAGAAGUGGGUUUGGCACUUGUUAAUAUACAUGAACAGAUUCAAGCCAAAGAAAAAGAAGCUCAGCAGAGCAAAACAUUAAAUCAAGAAUUUGGUCAAAAAAUUCAGGAGAUAGCAAAAGAACUCAAUUUAAUUCUAUUGAAGCUGAAAGAGAAGUCAAAUAAUAUAACACAAGCUAAGAUGGAUCAAAGGGUCCUGGGUGAGGAAUUAGAUAGCUGUAACAUAAAACUGGUGGAACUAGAUGCAGCUAUCCAGGACUUUGCAGAACAGAAUCCUCAGCUGGCUAAACAGCUUGUGGGCAAGAUAAGCAAACUGACAGACCUCCACCAGCAAACGUUUAGACAGGCUGAGUACAGGGCAUCAAAGCUCAAGCAGGCUGCUUCUUACUUAGAUGAAUAUAAUGAGAUGCUUGAAUUCAUACUGAAAUGGAUUGAAAAAGCUAAAAUCCUGAUACAUAGCAAUAUCACAUGGAAUUCUGCCAAUCAGCUUCAUGAUCAAUACAUGUCUCAUCAGGCCAUGCUUGAAGAGUCUGGUGAGAUCCAUGGGGAUCUUGAGGCCAUGAAUGAGAAGAUAGAAUACCUGGCAAGUGUAUACACCACUGAAAGGAUGUCUCAGCAAGUGUCAGAACUUGGACGACAGACUGAGGAGUUACAGCAAGUGAUCAAACAGCGACUACAGAAUGUUCAUGAUGCAGCCAAGGAUAUGAAGAAAUUUGAAACUGAGGUAAAGGCUCUUCAAACAGCUUUAGAGCAAGCCCAAGCCACUCUGACAUCUUCAAAGAUUGGCCGUUUGAGUCUGAAAGAACAACUUUCUCACCGACAGCAUUUGCUAUCUGAAAUGGAGUCGCUGAAGCCAAAGGUUCAUGCAGUGCAGGUCUGUCAAAGUGCUUUACGCAUACCUGAAGAAGUGGUCACCACUUUACCAAUAUGUCACACUGCCCUCAGGCUGCAGGAUGAUGCCAGUCAUCUACAGCACACAGCCAUCCAGCAAUGCAACAUAAUGCAGGAAGCAGUGGUACAAUAUGAGCAAUAUGAACAAGAGAUGAAACAUUUACAGCAACUGAUAGAUAGAGCUCAUCAUGAGAUCCAGGACAAACCCGUUGCAACAAGUAACAUCCAGGAAUUGCAAGCCCAGAUUUCACGUCAUGAGGAGCUGGCACAGAAGAUCAAAGGCUACCAGGAGCAGAUAUCAUCCCUGAAUUCUAAGUGCAAGAUGCUAACAAUGAAAGCCAAGCAUGCCACUAUGCUUCUAACAGUGACAGAAGUGGAAGGACUUUCAGAGGGAAUGGAAGAGCUGGAUUCAGAUGAUCUCCUAUCGACACAUUCAACACACCCUUCUGUGGUUAUGAUGACUGCUGGUCGCUGUCACACACUUCUGUCACCUGUUACUGAGGAGUCUGGGGAAGAGGGAACCAACAGUGAGAUUUCUUCUCCACCUGCCUGUCGCUCUCCUUCACCUGUGGCUAACACAGAUGCUUCUGUUAACCAGGACAUUGCUUAUUACCAAGCCUUAUCUGCUGAACAGUUGCAGACAGAAGCUUCCAAGAUUCAGCCCAGCACCUCUUCGACCCAGGAGCCCUCUGAGCCAAGAUUAGAGACAACCACCAGUGCCAAGCUGGAUGAUUUGCAGCGUUCUUGGGAAACACUGAAGAAUGUAAUUAGUGAAAAGCAGCGCACACUCUAUGAGGCCCUUGAACGUCAGCAGAAGUACCAAGACUCCCUCCAAUCCAUAUCCACAAAAAUGGAAGCCAUUGAGAUUAAAUUAAAUGAGAGUCUGGAGAUCGGCAAAAGUCCAGAGAGCCAGAUGGCAGAACAUCAGGCUUUGAUGGAUGAAAUUCUGAUGCUUCAGGAUGAAAUUAGUGAACUACAAACAUCUUUAGCAGAAGAGUUGGUGUCUGAACCACUGGACACAGAUGCUGCUGACCAGUUGGCUCUACAAUCCACACUCACUGUCCUGGCAGAGAGGAUGGCCACUAUUAAGAUGAAAGCUUCAGGAAAACGGCAGCUGCUUGAGGAGAAGCUCAAUGAGCAAAUAGAAGAACAGCGGCAAGAGCAAGCUUUGCAAAGAUAUCUCUGCGAAGCAGAUGAACUUGACCACUGGCUCCUGAAUACAAAAGCUACAUUAGACACCACAUUGGUCACUGCUGAGGAACCGAUGGACAUGGAUUUGCAGUUGGUUGAUUGCCAGAACAUGCUUGUCGAAAUUGAGCAGAAGGUGGUGGCUUUGUCUGAGCUGUCGGUACACAAUGAAAACCUUCUCAUGGAAGGAAAAGCCCAUACCAAAGAUGAGGCCGAGCAACUGGCAGUAAAGCUCAGGACACUAAAGGGAAGCCUUCUGGAGUUGCAGAGAGUCCUCCACGACAAGCAGAUCAACAUACAACAGGGAGCUUUACAGGAAAAGGAGGAGUGUGAAGCAGAUCUGGUUACCUCUCAAAGUCCUAGUGUUCAAGAAUGGUUGGCACUGGCACGAACAACCCGUGCACAGCAACAGCAAAGCAGCCUGCAAAGACAGAAAGAGCUAGAGAAAGAGCUCACAGAACAAAAGAAUUUGCUCCGCUCCGUGGCAAGCCGUGGAGAGGAAAUUCUAACCCAGCACUCUGCUCCUGAUCAUCUUUGUCCUAGCAAGAAGCCAGAUGUACUAUCUCAAGAGCUGGGCUUAGAAGGAGAGAAACCAUCAGCUGAAGAUCAAAUGAAAAUGAAGUGGGAAAGCCUUAAUCAAGAAUUCAUUAUUAAGCAUAAAUUAUUGCAGAAUGCUCUGGAACAAGAACAGGAGCAACCACUUUACAGUAGACCAAACAGACUUAUGUCUGGGAUGCAACUGUACAAAGGAGAAGGACAGGCACAAGAUAAAUCAUCAGUCAAAUCUUUAUUGGUUGUCUUGAAUGAAGCUUUUGAAGAAGUUGCUUUGCAGACUCCAGGUGCAGAGAAGGAGAGCCUGCACUUUGAACAGAAGCUGUACAAUGGUGUUUCUGCAACCUCUUCCUGGCUAGAUGGUGUUGAAGAGCAUCUGUUUGUUGCCACAGCCCUAUUACCAGAAGUGACUGAAACUUGCCUCUAUAAUCAGGAGGCUCUUGCAAAAGAUAUCAAGGAGAUGACAGAAAAAAUUGAUACCAACAAAAAUUUAUUUUGUCAAAUGUUUCCUGAGAAGGCUGAUAACAGAGAUGUUAUAGACAACACCUUGGAUUGUUUGCUGAGGAGAUUAGUAUUGCUGGAGACCCUGGUAAACCAAAGGUGCCAACAGAUGAAGGAGAGACUUCAGCAUAUACUGAGUUUUCAGAAUGACCUGAAGCUAAUGUUUACAUCACUGGCUGAUAACAAGUAUAUUGCCCUGCAGAAACUAGCUGAAGCAGUUGAACAACCUGAAACAGAACAAAUGCAGGCUAUUCAACAAGCAGAAGAUGGACUGAAAGAGUUAGAUGCAGGAAUCAGUGAAUUAAAGAAACGGGGAGAUAAACUGCAGAUAGACCAACCUUCUAUGCAAGAGUUAUCUAAACUCCAGGAUAUGUAUGAUGAGCUGAUAAUGAUCAUAGGAUCCCGGCGCAGUAGAUUAAACCAGAAUUUGGCACUGAAGGGUCAGUAUGAGCAAGCUUUACAGGAUUUGGCCGACCUCAUUGAAACUGGAAAAGAGAAGAUGGCAGUUGAUCAAAAAAUUAUUGUUUCCUCCAAAGAGGAAGUACAACUGCUUCUUGAGAAGCACAAGGAGUAUUUCCAGGGACUGGAGUCACACAUGAUCUUGACAGAAACACUAUUCAGGAAGAUAAGCAGCUUUGCUCUUGUAAGAGAAACUCAGUCCCAUAUAGAACUGAUGGGACAAGCCUCUUCUGUGUUAAAACAGGCUCAUAAGAGGGGAGUGGAGCUGGAAUAUAUUUUAGAGACCUGGACACAUCUAGAUGAGGAUUAUCAGGAGCUCACAAGGCAGCUGGAGACUGUUGAAACUAGCAUUCCUAGUAUCUGUUUGGUAGAGGAGUCUGAAGAAAGACUUGCAGAUAGGAUUGCACUUUAUCAGCAUCUGAAAUCUAGCCUUGCUGAAUACCAGCCCAAACUUUAUCAAGUAUUGGAUGAUGGGAAAAGACUACUGUUCUGCAUUACCUGUACAGAAUUGGAAAUGCAGCUAAACCAGCUAGGGGAGCAUUGGUUAAAUAAUACCAGCAAAGUUACCAAAGAACUUCAUCGGCUGGAGACAAUACUUAAACAUUGGACAAGAUAUCAAAGUGAGUCAGCUGAGCUGAUUCAUUGGCUUCAGUCAGCAAUGGAUCGCCUGGAGUUCUGGACACAGCAAUCAGUAACAGUCCCUCAGGAACUGGAAAUGGUCAGAGAUCAUCUCAAUGCCUUUUUAGAAUUUUCAAAAGAGGUUGAUGCCAGGUCAUGCCAGAAGUCUGCUGUUUUGAGCACCGGAAAUCAACUCCUCAGACUGAAAAAAGUGGAUACUGCAGCUUUGCGAGCAGGCCUAUCUCAGAUUGAUAACCAGUGGACAGAGCUGCUCACACAAAUUCCUAUUGUACAAGAAAAACUGCAUCAGCUUCAAAUGGACAAGCUUCCUUCUCGCCAUGCCAUCACAGAGGUCAUGAGUUGGAUUUCAUUAAUGGAAAACAUAAUUUCUGACGAUGAGGAAAACAUUAAAAAUGUUGUGGGACAUAAAGUUAUUCAAGAUUAUCUUCAAAAAUAUAAGGGUUUUAAGAUUGAUGUAAACUGUAAACAGUUAACUGUGGACUUUGUUAACCAAUCAGUACUACAAAUUAGCAGUCAAGAUGUGGAGAGUAAACGCAGUGACAAGACUGACUUUGCAGAACAACUUGGAGUGAUGAACAGGCGUUGGCAGGUCCUGCAGGGUCUGAUAACAGAGAAGAUUCAGUUGUUGGAAGGUUUUCUGGAAUCUUGGACAGAAUAUGAAAAUAAUGUUCAAAGCCUGACCACUUGGUUUGAAACUCAAGAGAAGAGAUUGAAGAAACAACAGAGAAUUGGAGACCAGGCUUCAGUCCAGAACAUCUUAAAAGACUGUCAGGAACUGGAAGAGCAAAUAAAAGCAAAGGAAAAGGAAGUUGAAAAAGUAGAACAGAGUGGACUUUCUUUAAUACAAAAUAAGAAAGAAGAAGUUUCGGCUAUUGUCAUGAACACCCUUAAAAAAUUAAACCAUUCUUGGGCCAAUUUGGACCACAUGGUUGGCCAGCUGAAGAUAUUGUUGCAGUCUGUUCUUGAUCAGUGGAGCAUUUACAAAACAUCUUAUGAAGAACUGAAUAGCUACCUGAUGGAAGCCAGAUAUUCUCUGUCUCGCUUUCAUCUCCUUACAGGUUCUUUGGAAGCUGUGAAAGUCCAAGUAAAUAACCUUCAGAAUUUGCAGGAUGAACUGGAAAAACAAGAACAUAGUUUACAGAAAUUUGGAUCAGUUACCAAUCAACUAUUGAAAGAGUGUCACCCACCUGUUACAGAAACACUUAACAACACUUUGAAAGAAGUAAACAUGAGGUGGAACAACCUUCUCGAAGAGAUUGCUGAGCAGCUGCACUCCAGUAAGGGUUUGCUUCAGCUUUGGCAGAAGUACAAAAACUAUUACAUGCAGUGCUAUUCUACAGUUCAGCAGUAUGAGGACAGAACAAAUGAACUUUUGAGGACGGCAACCAACAAGGACAUUGCUGAUGAUGAAGUCACUGCUUGGAUUCAUGAUUGUAAUGAUCUACUUAAGGGCAUGCAGAUGGUGCAAGACUCUCUGUUUGUUCUGAAUGAACUGGGAGAACAGCUGAAGCAACAGGUGGACUCUUCCGCAGCAGCAACUAUCCAGUCUGGACAACUAACCUUAAGGCAGAAAUUGUCGUCUUCAGAACAGGCUCUCAGUAGGCAGCAGUCUAUAUUACAGGCUGGAGUUCAAGAUUACCAGAAAUUUAGUAAAAACCUAGGAGGACUGGAGGACUGGAUAGCACAAGCUGAAGAAGUACUUAAAGUACAAGACCCAAGUCAUUCAUCUGACCUGUCUACGAUCCGAAACAGGAUGGAAGAACUUAAACGCCAGAUGUUAAAAUUCAGCAGCAUGGCACCAGACUUGGAUCGUUUAAAUGAGCUGGGAUAUAGGCUACCCCUGAAUGAUAAAGAAAUCAAAAGGAUGCAAAAUCUCAAUAGGCAUUGGUCCAUGAUCUCUUCACAGACCACAGAAAGAUUCAGUAAGCUACAGUCCUUCAUGCUACAGCAACAGACCUUCCUAGAAAAAUGUGAGUCUUGGAUGGAAUUUUUGGUUCAGACUGAGCAGAAGCUGGCUGCAGAAAUAUCAGGAAACUAUCAGCUUCUUUUGGAACAGCACAGGGCACACGAGCUAUUCCAAGCAGAGAUGUUUAGUCGCCAGCAGAUUUUACAUUCCAUUAUCAUGGAUGGUCAGCAUCUUCUGGAGCAAGGACAGGUGGAUGACAGAGAUGAAUUUAAUCUGAAACUGACCAUGCUCAGUAAUCAAUGGCAGGGGGUGAUUCGCAGAGCCCAGCAGAGAAAGGGUAUCAUUGACAGUCAGAUCCUCCAAUGGCAACGCUACAGAGAGAUGGCAGAGAAAUUGCGAAAGUGGCUGGUGGAAGUGUCUUGUCAGACUGCGAGUGGUCUGGGUCAUGUUCCCAUCCCACUGCAGCAAGCUAGAGCACUGCUGGAUGAAUUGCAGCUUAAAGAGAAAAUCCUCCUUCGUCAACAAGGAAGCUACAUUUUAACAGUAGAAGGUGGGAAACAACUAUUGCUCUGUGCUGAUGGUGAGGCAGAAACUGCCCUACAGACAGAACUUUCAGAAAUCCAGGAGCGCUGGAAAUUAUCCAGCCUCCGACUUGAGGAACAGAAGAAGCAACUUACAUACUUGCUAAAAGAUUGGGAAAAAUGUGAAAGAGGCAUAUCGGAUUCCUUGGGAAAGCUAAAAUCCUUCAAGAAGCAGCUCUCCCAACCAUUGCCAGAGCAUCAUGAUGAACUCCACACAGAACAAAUUCGUUGCAAGGAACUAGAGAGUGCUGCUGAGGGGUGGACAGAUGAUCUUGCCCACCUGAUUUUGUUGAAGGAGACCCUGUCAAUGUGUAUCAGUGCAGAUGACAUCUCAGUUCUCAGUGAGCGCAUCGAGCUUCUGCAUAGACAGUGGGAAGAGCUCUGUCACCAGGUUUCCUUGAGGCGGCAGCAGGUGAGUGAACGACUGAAUGAGUGGGCAGUAUUCAGUGAGAAGAACAAAGAGCUCUGUGAAUGGUUGACACAAAUGGAGAGUAAAGUUUCCCAGAAUGGAGAUAUCCUCAUUGAGGAAAUGAUAGAAAAACUCAAAAAGGAUUAUCAAGAUGAAAUUGCAGUUGCCCAAGAGAAUAAAAUCCAGCUCCAGCAGAUGGGAGAGCGACUUGCUAAAGCAAGCCAUGAAAGCAAAGCUUUGGAGAUUGAGUAUAAACUUGGCAAGGUCAAUGACAGGUGGCAGCAUCUUCUAGAUCUCAUUGCAGCCAGGAUGAAGAAACUGAAGGAAACCCUGGUUGCAGUCCAGCAGCUGGAUAAGAACAUGAACAUCCUGAGAGCUUGGCUUGCUCACAUUGAAUCAGAGCUGUCCAAACCCAUUGUCUAUGAAACCUGUGACUCCGAGGAGAUUCAAAGGAAACUAAAUGAGCAGCAGGAUCUGCAAAGGGACAUAGAGAAGCAUAGCACUGGGGUUGCAUCUGUACUCAACCUUUGUGAAGUCCUUCUGCAUGACUGUGAUGCUUGUGCCACUGAAACGGAAUGUGACUCCAUCCAGCAGGCCACACGGAACCUGGACCGAAGGUGGCGAAACAUCUGUGCUAUGUCAAUGGAAAGGCGACUCAAGAUUGAAGAGACAUGGAGACUGUGGCAAAAGUUCCUGGAUGACUAUUCCCGCUUUGAAGAUUGGCUGAAAAUUUCUGAAAGGACAGCUGCUUUUCCUAGUUCUUCUGGUGUGCUGUUUACAGUUGCUAAGGAAGAACUAAAGAAAUUUGAGGCUUUUCAGCGGCAAGUGCAUGAAAGUCUAACUCAACUGGAACUGAUUAACAAACAGUACCGUCGCUUGGCCCGAGAGAACCGCACGGACUCUGCUUGCAGUCUCAAGCAGAUGGUACAUGAAGGAAACCAGAGAUGGGACAACUUGCAAAAGCGAGUCACCUCCAUCCUCCGCAGACUUAAACAUUUCAUUGGCCAACGUGAGGAGUUCGAAACAGCACGUGACAACAUUCUGGUCUGGCUAACAGAGAUGGAUCUACAGUUGACAAACAUUGAACACUUCUCAGAGUGUGAUGUUCAAGCAAAGAUAAAGCAACUCAAGGCCUUUCAGCAAGAAAUCUCAUUGAACAACAACAAAAUUGAGCAGAUCAUUGCCCAGGGUGAGCAGCUCAUUGAGAAAAGUGAACCCCUAGACGCAGCUGUCAUUGAAGAAGAACUCGAUGAGCUUCGGAGAUACUGCCAGGAAGUCUUUGGCCGAGUGGAACGGUACCACAAAAAACUAAUCCGCCUCCCACUUACAGAUGAUGAGCAUGAGCUCUCUGAUCAUGAAGUGGAUCUGGAUGAAUCGGCAGAUCUUUCUGACAUACACUGGCAUGACAAAUCCGCAGACAGCAUUCUCUCCCCACAUCCUUCCUCCAACCUCUCACUGUCCCUUCCCCAACCUCUCCGAAGCGAAAGGUCAGGACGGGAUACUCCUGCUAGUGUAGAUUCCAUCCCUUUGGAAUGGGAUCAUGACUAUGAUCUGAGCCGUGACCUGGAGACAGCAGUUUCAAGAGCACUACAUUCGGAAGAAGAGGGUCAAGAAGACAAAGAUUUUUAUCUUAGAGGAGCAGCAAGCCUAUCAGAUGUAGAGAUCCCUGAAACCCCUGAGGCCUAUGUAAAACUUACUGAAAAUGCACUAAGAAAUAUCUAUGGAGAACCAAGUUCAUUAGAAACACACAUCCGGCAGCUUGACAAGGCCUUAGACACCAGCCGUUUCCAAAUACAGCAAACAGAGAACAUCAUUCGCAGUAAAACGCCAACAGGACCAGAGCUAGAUUCCAGCUACAAAGGAUAUAUGAAGCUUCUGGGUGAGUGCAGUGGGAGUAUAGACUCUGUAAGGAGGCUUGAGCACAAACUGAAAGAAGAAGAGGAAAAACUGUCUGGAUUUAUUAACCUGAACAGCACAGAGACACAAACAGCUGGUGUGAUUGAUCGAUGGGAGUUAAUCCAGGCUCAGGCCUUAAGUAAGGAACUGAGGAUGAAGCAAAACCUUCAGCAGUGGCAGCAGUUCAGCUCUGACCUAAAUAACAUCUGGGUCUGGCUGGGAGAAACUGAAGAGGAGCUGGAACAACGGUGCUGCAUUGAUCUCAGCACAGACAUUCAGACCAUUGAGCUCCGGAUUAAGAAACUGAAAGAGCUGCAGAAGGCUGUUGAUAACCGCAAAGCGAUAAUCUUAUCCAUCAACCUGUGCAGCUCGGAAUUCAUGCAGACUGACAGUGAAGAAAACAAGAAGUUACAAGAACAGCUGUCUCAGAUGAACAUGCGCUGGGACCAUGUCUGCACCAUGCUAGAAGACUGGCGCUCUUCACUACAGAAUGCUCUAAUGCAAUGUCAGGAUUUCCAUGAGAUGAGCCAGGGUUUGUUGCUGUGGCUGGAGAACAUUGAUCGGAGGAAAAAUGAGAUCCUGCCUAUCAAUCCAAAUCUGGAUCCUGACACACUUCAAGAUCAUCACAGACUGCUAAUGCAAAUCCGACGUGAACUGCUAGAAUCUCAGCUGAAAGUGGCAUCUCUUCAAGACAUGUCCUGCCAACUACUCGUCAAUGCUGAAGGCAAAGACUGUCUAGAAGCCAAAGAAAAGGUCCAUGUCAUUGGAAACAGACUUAAAAUCCUCCUAAAAGAGGUCACACAUCACAUUAAGGACCUAGAGAAAAUCCUAGAUAUUUCAAGCAGUCAGCUGGAUUUGUCCUCUUGGUCAUCGGCUGAUGAACUGGACACUUCAGGAUCGCUCAGUCCCAUAUCUGGAAGGAGUACUCCAAGCAGACAGAGAACGCCACGAGGCAAAUGUAGUGUCUCACAGCCUGGACCCUCUGUCAGCAGUCCACAUAGCAGGUCCACAAGAGGUGGCUCAGAUUCCUCCCAUUCUGAGGACCAUCCCACCCAAUGGAGGCAGCAAUGCUUCUUCCUCAGAGUACUCAGAGCUGCUCUCCCACUUCAGCUCCUCUUACUGCUCUUGAUUGGUCUUGCCUGCCUUGUGCCAAUGACAGAGGAAGACUACAGCUGUGCCCUGUCCAAUAACUUUGCACGCUCUUUUCAUCCCAUGCUAAGAUAUACUAAUGGCCCACCACCUUUAUGAAGCAGCUUUAAACAUGACAGGGAAGUGAGGCAAUGCCGGUCCAGCUAAGUGCAGUAGCUCCCCAUUGACCUCUGUGCCUGCAGAAGUAAGUCUACAUGGUUAAAUGUUUAUCCAUACUAAAGUGUGCCAUGUGAGGAAUAUCAUUUAAAAUUCACAUCUCUGGCACUAAAAAUGGUAUGAAAUAAGUGAUGGGCCAACAUUCUGAAUUUUCCAGCUGCUUUCAUAAUUUGGUUCUGGACACUGUUCUCUGCAUAGCCAAAGACUUCAGACUGAAGGAGGACCUUUCCUGUGUGCUGCUCAUAAUGAACUGUUACCCAGUCUUUCAUUAUCUACCGUAUUGGUAUUAUUUUACAGUUUGUGUGUGUGUUUGUGUGUACACACGCCAAACUGUGCUAAAGAUAUUUUAGACUAUUGUAUCAAACUUUUAAAGAGCUUGUAAGACAGUGUAUUGCCCCGCCCCCUUUUGUGGGGUUUUGGGUGGGGCAUGAUAUUCUAAACUUUGCUUUGAAUGCACAAGCUGUAAAUCUGAAUGGCACUUUUUAUAAUUAAAGAAAGAAAGUAAUGGAUGUAAUAAAUGAGAUCCUGGAAGACUUUACAAACAAAUCAUGAACGUUAAGUGUUAAAAAGUGGGGGGGAAGGGGAUAUGUAUGUACAGUUUGCUAAAAUUAGUUUUGUUGUAUUGAUUUAUUGUUUUAAAAACUUGAAAUACUUUGUAUAUAUGCUUUUUAAAAAUUAUUUUGGAGCAAUAUAUCAGCAGAAUGGAAAUGCCAGCUCUCUCUCACAUACGCACACAUUCACAUGUGUAACAGUUCUAACAAUAACAAUAAAGACCACGGCAUAAAUGA
Molecule: messenger RNA, 27965 nt
Organism: Hemicordylus capensis (graceful crag lizard)
Lineage: Eukaryota; Metazoa; Chordata; Lepidosauria; Squamata; Cordylidae
Gene: SYNE1
Product: spectrin repeat containing nuclear envelope protein 1
Exons: 147
Coding region: 601-27120 (8839 amino acids)
Cellular component (GO): membrane
Molecular function (GO): protein binding
Source: RefSeq, a predicted model, not a curated record